AUUUACCACUUAAUUUUCGAUGGAAAACGCCAGCAAGGGAGACAAUUAGAAAUUGCUUUUUUAAAUAAAUACAGAUCAGUGGCCGCAACAUGUUUGGGAACCUGAAAAAGAAGCUGAGCAGUGCGAUUCAGGAGGGCCUGGUGAUAUCGGAGAAUCUGCAGCAGCAAUAUCGCCAGCGUGUCAGUUCCGGAAACUCGGGGAGCACCCAAACCAGUGGGCUAACGACUCCCACAUCGCCACUGGGUCUCAACGAGAGUCUGUCCUCCAGCAGGAGCAGUAGUCUCUCCCUAAGUGCUCCCUUCCAGCUGACCGACGGUGUACCUAGCCAUCUGAACGUGGCAGCGGGCUGCAGUUUGUUGGCCAAGUACGAGGACGACUGGCAACAGAUCCAUGGGGCCAACGAGGAGAAUGCGAAGAAGGCCGCGCAGAUUGCUUCCCAAAUCUCCGGAGUCCAGAACAAGGCCAGCAACCAGCGCAGGAUCAUCAGUGAGCUGAACAGCAGUCUGGCGGGAAUUCCCACGCUGAUUGCCCAACUGCAAGCCAGCUCAAAGGUCCUUAACUCCCUGGAACAAAUGGGACAGCAACUGGAGGUUGAGCUGGAGAAACUGGAGGAUCUGUGCGAGGAGUGCGAACUCCAGGAGUUUAUCCUCGAGCAGCAGUUCCAGCUGUCGCGGCACAAGCAGAGGAAGCUCAACGAACUGGAGCAGUACCGCCAGCAAAUAGCCUCCAAGCACCAAUCCAAAAUCAAGGAUCAGGAGCAGAAGCUAUUGAAACUGCAAAGGGAACGGCAAGCUGUCUUUGACGAUGCAUUCCGCGGCGAUAUGGAGGAGUACAAACAGCAUGGCCAGCUGACCAAAAUUCAAACCACCAGCAACAAGUUGGCUUUGGAGGAAGUGGUUCUUGAGACAAGCGAAGUGGAGACAAAGGAUGCUCUGGAGCAAUUUUUGAAUGGAUAAUUUACGUACACCUCGCAAAAGACUCACUUUCGUGCCUUUCAGUGCAAUAAGCAGUGUAAAUUGUUGAAAUAUUCUAUAGGGGAUUCCAGAUGUAAGCCUGCGUUUGCCAAUACCAAAAUAAUUGAUACUGUUUUUGAUAUUUGAAAA
This is a messenger RNA of Drosophila subpulchrella, 1103 nucleotides long. RefSeq names its product dysbindin protein homolog (gene Dysb). Gene Ontology annotation, biological process: negative regulation of protein kinase activity. The record is from RefSeq and is a predicted model, not a curated record. Gene Ontology annotation, cellular component: cytoplasm. NCBI's taxonomy places the organism in Eukaryota, Metazoa, Arthropoda, Insecta, Diptera, Drosophilidae. The coding region runs from base 90 to 956 and encodes 288 amino acids. The transcript has 2 exons.